AUGGAACGUGUGCACCCUUCCGUAGUGGUAGGCCACUCUAGCGGGGACAUCGCAGCAGCGUAUGCCGUUGGGAGACUCUCGUAUCGUACGGCACUCUCACUCACUGCCUUCUACCGUGGGUUUAUGUCAGCCGCGUCGAAAAACCGGGUGCUUCCCGCGGAGCGCCAUGUGGAGCAACAUGCGGGAGAGGCGCCUCGUACAGUAGCUCGUCGACUGUCACGAGGCGGAACCAAACAGUAUGGAAACAACGCCGUUUUUCCGCGAGGAACUCUAGACCUAUCUAGCGAAACACGUUCUUUGUUCUAG
This is a messenger RNA of Daldinia vernicosa, 306 nucleotides long. RefSeq lists its product as uncharacterized. NCBI's taxonomy places the organism in Eukaryota, Fungi, Ascomycota, Sordariomycetes, Xylariales, Hypoxylaceae. Gene Ontology annotation, molecular function: transferase activity. The transcript has a single exon. The coding region runs from base 1 to 306 and encodes 101 amino acids. The record is from RefSeq and is a predicted model, not a curated record.